UUUGCAGCAUGGCAAGACUUACAACAUUACCAAUUGAAAUUAUCAAUGAAGUUAUUGAAAAACUGGAGCCAAUUCACAGGUUAACCCUACGGAAUGUGUCUAGAAACUUCCGAACUGCUGUGGAUAGCCAUGGAAUUGGAUGCGAGGAAGCGGUAAUGUCACUGAGGCCGGAUAAUAAAGUCGUGUUAACUAUUGACGGGGAGCAAGUAGUACCCUUUAAUAAUUUGGAUGUGAUUUUGAAAGAUGAGUUAGAUGAUAUUUGUGUGGUUUUUGAAAGUGAAGAUCAGGAAAAACGAAGGAAUCUAGUAAAAUAUCUGGCUUCUACCCUGAAAAACCUGGAAAACCUCGAAAACCUGUGCACAGUCCGAAAUCUCGAGUUUAACGGGCUCAAAGCCCUGGAAAUUCUACUUCUACUACCAUUCUUCAAUGUUCAAGGAAGUCUCCACAUAGAGCGGAUCACAGGUGUGGAAAAACUUGAAGAGCUCGUUCAGCUGAGCCAAUGGAAGAAAGUGUCACGGCUAAAUUGGUACAACCAAACCGUUAAUGUAGCCCUGCUCGGGAACUUUUUCCAUAUUCCGUGGUUUUACAUAGUAGUGGACUCGUUUUCGGUGGAUAAUGCGGUUGGGAUCAGAGAUGAUCUUCUGAAAAACGGAUCCUUCCAGUACUGCUAUAUUCGCUUCCCCGACAUGGAAAUGAACAUUCCGGAGCUUGCAAGAGUAUUCAAGCCGGACUACACUGAUGGGGAAUCAUUUGAAUAUGGACAUGCGUUCACUGUUACGUUGAAUUCGUCAAGUUUUUGUAUUAGGAGGAAUGAAUGAAUAAAUUUAAUUUGCUUU
This is a messenger RNA of Caenorhabditis elegans, 836 nucleotides long. RefSeq names its product F-box domain-containing protein (gene fbxa-76). The transcript has 3 exons. The record is from RefSeq and is marked reviewed. Bases 9 to 818 code for a protein of 269 amino acids. NCBI's taxonomy places the organism in Eukaryota, Metazoa, Nematoda, Chromadorea, Rhabditida, Rhabditidae.